Jatropha curcas is the source of this 3199-nucleotide messenger RNA. It is a transcript of the gene DEX1, whose product is annotated as defective in exine formation protein (DEX1). Gene Ontology annotation, molecular function: protein binding. The record is from RefSeq and is a predicted model, not a curated record. Lineage: Eukaryota; Viridiplantae; Streptophyta; Magnoliopsida; Malpighiales; Euphorbiaceae.
AACUGUCGUUUUUGUGCAGAAAUGUCUUCGACUCUCUGCAGCACCAAGCCAAGCCCUUAUGCAAAUAGAAAACAGAAGAUAGAUCCAUAGAACCCUAUCGCUCACUAUCAGGGUUCAUCAUUCCCUAUUCUCCUCAAUUUCAAUUACAUUCUCAAUUUGUGAUUACGCUAAUCAAACUCAUCGAAAAUAAUACCUUGACUCGAUCGAUUAUCAUUUUUUCGAGCAAAGUGCAAAAAGAUCACAUGAAAUUCUCGGCGACAACGACCUCUAUUUUCUUGAUUUCUUUGCUUUUGAGCGCUUCUCUAAAUUCCGUCAAUGGAGAAGAAACCAAGAAGAAUAAAUUUCGGGAGCGAGAGGCCAGCGACGACGCCCUCGGUUACCCUGAUAUAGAUGAGGAUGCAUUAUUGAAUACUCAGUGCCCUAAAAAUUUGGAGCUUAGAUGGCAGACGGAAGUUAGCUCUAGUAUUUAUGCUUCUCCUUUGAUCGCUGAUAUUAACAGUGAUGGCAAACUUGAUAUAGUAGUGCCUUCUUUUGUUCACUACCUUGAAGUUCUAGAAGGCUCUGAUGGAGACAAAAUGCCUGGUUGGCCUGCUUUCCACCAGUCAACUGUGCACGCCAGUCCUCUUCUAUAUGACAUUGACAAGGAUGGUGUGAGAGAAAUUGCAUUGGCUACCUACAACGGUGAAGUUCUCUUUUUCAGGGUGUCAGGCUACAUGAUGACAGAGAAACUGGUUGUACCUCGUAGGAGUGUUAAAAAAGAUUGGCAUGUAGGUUUAAAUCCUGACCCUGUGGAUCGUUCUCAUCCAGAUGUUCAUGAUGAGCAACUUAUAUCAGAAGCUGCUGGGAAGAAACCAGUGUCUCAAGCAGCAGAAAGUACUCCAGAAAUUAAAACUAAAGUUUCCGAGUCAAUAGAAAGUCACCUUCCACCGCCAAAUGUCUCAGUUCCUCUGAAUGAGAAGAAAAUAAAAGAGAGUCAGAUGGAGCCAAUCAUCUCAGUGCCCACAAAUACUGCGUUAGUUGGAACCAAUAAUACUGAGAAUGGAACAAAUACUGGGAGACGACUUCUAGAAGAUGAUAACUCCAAGGAGUCUCAGGAAAGUAGUUCAGAUUCCAAAGAGAAUAACAAUGAGGAUGAUCAUGCGGCAACUGUGGAAAAUGAUGAAGGUUUGGAUGCAGAUGCGGAUACCUCUUUUGAGUUAUUCCGUGAUAAUGAGGAGCUGGGUGAUGAAUAUAGUUAUGACUAUGAUGAUUAUGUCGAUGAAUCCUUGUGGGGAGGAGAGGAGUGGACUGAAGAACAACAUGAGAAAUCGGAGGAUUAUGUGAACAUAGAUUCGCACAUCCUGUGCACCCCUAUCAUAGAAGAUAUUGAUAACGAUGGGAUUUCAGAAAUGAUUGUUGCUGUUUCAUAUUUCUUUGAUCACGAGUAUUAUGACAAUCCAGAACAUUUGAAAGAACUGGGUGGCAUUGAUAUUGGAAAAUAUGUUGCCGGUUCUAUCGUUGUAUUUAACCUUGAUACAAAGCAAGUUAAGUGGACUCGAGAAUUGGAUCUAAGUACAGAUACUUCAACCUUCCGUGCGUAUAUAUAUUCUUCUCCCACAGUUAUUGAUUUGGAUGGAGAUGGGAAUUUGGACAUUGUCGUUGGAACCUCAUUUGGCUUAUUCUAUGUGCUUGAUCAUCAUGGAAAUAUUAGAGAAAAAUUUCCUCUUGAAAUGGCUGAAAUUCAAGGGGCUGUAGUUGCAGCCGAUAUCAAUGAUGAUGGGAAAAUAGAACUAGUGACUACUGAUAUACAUGGAAAUGUUGCUGCAUGGACUUCACAAGGAAAAGAAAUUUGGGAGAGGCAUCUCAAGAGCCUUGUUUCCCAGGGGCCAACUGUAGGUGAUGUUGAUGGGGAUGGCCAUACUGAUGUUGUAGUUCCAACAUUAUCAGGGAACAUAUAUGUUCUUAGUGGCAAGGAUGGUUCAAAUGUUCGGCCAUACCCUUACAGAACUCAUGGGAGGGUGAUGAAUCAAGUUCUUCUUCUUGAUUUAAGUAAACGUGGGGAAAAAAGCAAGGGACUUAGCCUUGUGACAACAUCAUUUGAUGGAUACCUGUACCUUAUAGAUGGGCCUACAUCUUGCGCUGAUGUGGUUGAUAUUGGUGAAACAUCAUAUAGCAUGGUCUUGGCAGACAAUGUUGAUGGCGGAGAUGACCUUGAUCUUGUUGUCACGACAAUGAAUGGAAAUGUCUUUUGCUUCUCAACUCCAGUUCCGCAUCAUCCCCUUAAGGCCUGGAGAUCAGCCAAUCAAGGAAGAAACAAUGUUGCAAACCGCUUCAAUCGUGAAGGGAUCUAUGUUACACCUUCCUCAAGAGCUUUUCGUGAUGAGGAGGGGAAGUACUUCUGGGUGGAGAUUGAUAUUGUUGAUAAAUACAGAUUUCCUUCUGGCUCUCAAGCACCUUAUAAAGUCACUACAAGCUUAUUAGUUCCAGGUAAUUACCAAGGUGAGAGAACGAUGAAGCAAAACCAAACCUUCAAUCAGCCAGGAAGAUAUCGCAUAAAACUUCCGACAGUUGGAGUAAGGACUACAGGGACUGUACUGGUAGAAAUGGUUGACAAGAAUGGGCUGUAUUUCUCAGAUGAGUUCUCCCUCACAUUCCAUAUGUAUUACUAUAAACUGCUCAAGUGGCUCCUUGUCCUCCCAAUGAUUGGGAUGUUUGGUGUUCUAGUUAUUCUUCGCCCGCAAGAGGCUAUGCCUUUACCAUCAUUUUCACGGAACACUGACCUGUGAAUAUAUCCUCCUCCUGUGUCAACCUGUCAUGUAUGCCAAAGUUGACUGAAGUUUGAUAGAUAGUUUUCAGAUGAACUAAUGUCGGGAACUUCAGGCGGCAAGAGAAAAGAUCGGGUCUCAAUAGAAGUUUUUGGCCACAUACUUAAAGUGGAUCUUUGACUAUCCUGAAGAUCAACAGAAUUUGAUUUUUGGACUGUGUAAGAUCGGAAUUUGUAUCAUACUUGAAUUUGAGUAGGUGGAUUGAAAUUCUUAUACCAAAAGAGGGAGGGAAAUCAAUUUUUCCUUCCUAAAUCAGAUGUUAGUUUUGAAUACUCGGUUCACAAAUUCUUUUAGAUACGAGAUGACGAAAUAGAGACAAUCUUUGGAGCUGCAUAAGAUGAUGAAAUAGAUACGUCUAUUAGCUGUGCAAGUGUUUAGUUAAUCGCAUUGCUUGA